Molecule: messenger RNA, 795 nt
Organism: Fusarium poae
Lineage: Eukaryota; Fungi; Ascomycota; Sordariomycetes; Hypocreales; Nectriaceae
Exons: 1
Coding region: 1-795 (264 amino acids)
Source: RefSeq, a predicted model, not a curated record
AUGACAAUAAUUCCAUCAAGCAUCCACUUUGGGAUGGACGCCACAAAGCAAUUCGUGUCUAACCUCGAUGCUGUGUCACUCACACUUCUCACCGUCACACUUGUCGCUUUCCUCAUCCCCAUCUUUAUCCUCUUCCCUCCCGUUACCGUCGACUGCAGCGACGUCCUCCGGCAGACCCACUCACGGGCCGGCGAGCCACUCCGAGACAGCAACAUCCAACGUGAAUCAUCACCGGAUCAUCGGGCCCGUGACAGCAACCGUUCCGGAGAAGAGCAGCAGCACAUCUAUCCCGUUCAUCUCUGCCGUGGAAUUGAGCUCAGGGUCUCUUCCUCCAGCAGCUCGGAAUGCCAUCACUUGUACAUGUUUGCUCAUCAAGAGCAUGAUGAUAAUCUCGUGUGGAAAGCUGCAACUUGUGAGAAGUUCCCUUUGCUGGCUAAUGUCGAGGUCGACCUCUGGGUUCCUGAUCCAAACAAGACGAGCCGUCUUUUGGGCAAGGUUGAAGGAUCUUUCCUUGUUCUGAGGUUUCCUUGGACAGAUGCAGGACUACAGGGUAUUCUGCAAUGCAUCUCGGCCAAACUCAGCCAUGGGUUUAACGCAAUUCCUGAAAAGGAGUUUAUGCUGCCAGUAUCAUAUCCGAAUGAGGAUGAAGUUAAAUCAAGGGGAUAUUCCUUUGAUCAUUUCGAGAAAAAAGACAACAAAAUCAUGGCUUUGAACAUGGACGUUGAGCUUCCUACUGAGCUGGCUCGGUACUUGGGGGUUGAGAAAGUUGGAAUCUUUAGGUUAGAUCAGCAGUAA